Molecule: messenger RNA, 1091 nt
Organism: Paramacrobiotus metropolitanus
Lineage: Eukaryota; Metazoa; Tardigrada; Eutardigrada; Parachela; Macrobiotidae
Product: calcineurin subunit B type 2-like
Exons: 1
Coding region: 186-701 (171 amino acids)
Molecular function (GO): calcium ion binding; calcium-dependent protein serine/threonine phosphatase regulator activity
Source: RefSeq, a predicted model, not a curated record
UUUGCGCUUUUUAACGGCAAAAAUUAUUGACCGUAAUCAUACCGUAAUAUGUGCUGAAAUUGUCAAUCGACUGCAAUUAUUAGCUUCGCUUACGAGACCCCUCGACGAAAUUUCUCUCGCGAGAAUACAUCUUGCCGUGUGGCGAAGUAUUUUGACAGUAAGUACUGCAAUACAGCUCUGCAAUCAUGGGAAACGAAGCAUCUCUGCAGCUGGAAAUGUGCAGCACAUUUGACGCCGAGGAAAUCCGACGUCUUGGGAAGCGUUUCAAAAAGCUGGAUCUGGACAAUAAUGGUUCACUGAGUAUCGACGAAUUCAUGUCCCUCCCGGAGCUGCAGCAGAAUCCGCUGGUCCAGAGAGUGAUAAAUAUCUUUGAUACGGAUCUGAACGGCGAAGUGGACUUUAAGGAGUUCAUCCAGGGUGUCUCGCAGUUCAGCGUCAAGGGCGAUAAGUUGUCCAAACUGCGUUUAGCCUUCUCCAUCUACGAUAUCGAUCGUGAUGGCUUCAUUGCCAACGGGGAGCUCUUCCAGGUCCUGAAAAUGAUGGUGGGGAAUAAUCUGAAGGAUCAGCAACUCCAGCAGAUUGUCGACAAGACCAUCAUGUACGCCGAUAAGGACGGGGAUGGGAAGGUCUCCUUUGAGGAGUUUUGUGCCGUUGUGGGGCACACGGAUGUGCACAAGAAGAUGGUGGUGGAUAUCAUUUGAGGAUGGGGAAGAGAAAUAACGAAGCAGGUGAGGAGGAUACUCACCUCUCACCAGCCUUUCCAUUUGGCAUUAGUAUGCGAUGUCGAUCUCUUUCUGACAGAAUCUAAUUUAUUAAAUGAAAUAUUGCCAUAUUUCGGUCCGGUGAUUUAACUGGUUAAAGAUCUGCUUUUCCUGGUGUUUUACCUGUAAAAGCUGUUUAAAAUUCUUGCUGUAUUACACGUUUUAAAUGCUGUAGAAAAAAGCGUGGUGCUUGUAAUUUCGGUAUUGCUACUCGAAUUAGUUUCUCGGUUUUGAUCUCUUCUUUUUGUGUGGUGGUUUUUAUCUUUAGCUUUGUCUGUUAUCUCUGGUUUGGUAGCUGUUAGUGUUGUCUGUGGAUUCAGAAAAAUCACA